This is a messenger RNA of Linum trigynum, 1809 nucleotides long. The record is from the annotation of a GenBank genome assembly. Lineage: Eukaryota; Viridiplantae; Streptophyta; Magnoliopsida; Malpighiales; Linaceae.
UUGUAGACAACCAUAGUAUCUCUCGACAGUCAAACCAUCAACAAGACAGUGGGAGGGUUCAGCUCAAAAGUCAAAAUGCCUCCUAGAACUCCCACAAUGCAAUAAAUGGAGCCCUCGACCUGCCUAACGCCAAUCCAUAUAUCAUCGAGUUUCGUCAAUGAAGACCUGCCUAACGCCAAUCCAUAUAUCAUCGAGUUUCGUCAAUGAAGAAUUAUCAGGGCUAUGGAUUCCUCCUGAAAACUAACUAACUAACUAAAGACGACCCUCCAUUUAUGCUUUCAACAAACACCAUACAGCAAUCACGAAUCUGAGAUUUCAAUAACCUAGAACAUCAGAUCGGGACUGGAAAUCAUCAGAUCCGACUAACCCAGAAACAAUACAAACCCAUAUCAUAUCAAGAGAAACAAUUUCUAGCCCAAACACCUCAAAUGAAAGCGUGAAACUCGAUUCGCUUUCUCCCUCGUAAACCAAACAAAAAACUUAGAGCGGCGAGAAGAAGGAAGACGCACACAGUACAGAGACGGAAUAGAUCAGAGAGAUUCAACGCAGCGGCUCACCUGUUGAGAGCGGCGAUCGAGAGACAGUGGGAAACCAGAGAGCACUCCGAAACCCUAAUAGGCAAGAGAGUCGAAAAAGUCGCUGGUGGAUAUUUUCUCUCAACCCAACAGCCCUGCCCGAACAAAUAUGGAUCUGUGGAGGGUCCAGUAGAUAAAUAGCAAAUAAUGACAAAAAAAAAAUUAUUUACGAAAAGGCCCCUCUAGAUUUGUCAAUUUGUUACAGACCGGAGAAAGUAACCGAAACGCGACGUUUCCAUCUUCGUUUCCCCACUUCCCCUGAGAGACCAUCCAUCAACCACUCGCCGGAAUCUCGCCGUCGGAAAGAAACGAUGCUCAGCAUUCUCGCUCAGGAGCGCCUGCUCGGGUUCGCGUUAGGCGGCGCUUUCACCGGUUUCGUGGUGUUUGAUCAGCGGAGGCGAAUCCACGACUCAAUUUCGGCCUACCAAUCUCCAUCUGAUGCCGAAAAACAGUUGAAAGAGCCUAUACUGGGGAAGCAAUUUCGUUCCGAGUCUGCUCUCCUGUGGAACAAAGCCGUGGACCAGGCGUUCAGGCCGCUCGUUACCGCCCUUAGUUCACACCGUGAAUGAAAUUAUUGAGCAAGUUUGUGAUCUUGUAUCCUAUACAUUAUUUCUCCAACUCUUAUGAUAACAUGCCUGCAAAUCUGCAAUUGUCUUCUGAAAACCCUCCUGUUUCCUUUUGAGUGUGGAUUCUGUACCCACUCAAAAGACUUUUAACUUGCUUGCUUGUUACACUGUGUAAGGGGGCAGAGAUUGGUGAUGUUGAUGUGUGCGUCACUGUAAAUCCCGUGAUUGAAAAGGAAAGUUGCAGAAAAUGAGGGACAAUGCUGUUUUUGGGUAGUAUGUUACAGACUUACAGCCCAUAACCGUUGGUGGAAGAAGAUAAGAAGAAGGAAGGGCUCUGUCGUGAAGCUAAAAAAGAUUUGGAGCCGAGGCCGACGAGGCUAUAUUCCAAAGUUUAGAAACACCCCUGACUACUUCCUCUGCUCCACGUUUCUUUGGCUAUUUCUUCAUGCAACGGGAAAUUUUGAAGCCGUGUUUUACAUUGUGUGGGGUUAGAUAAUCACUCAUGGUUUACAGUGGUGGAAGCAAUCACGCAGUAGUUUUCUCUUACGAAGAAGAAGGGUGUGUAUUCGGUUUUCACUCAGAUUCACCGUAACGAUUUCGGCCAUAGAUAUGAGACAAACUAUCAUCUUUUUGGGAUGGUCCAAUCUAAAUAUACGUUAAGGUGGUCU